Messenger RNA from Gossypium arboreum, 1524 nucleotides. RefSeq names its product alcohol dehydrogenase class-P. Lineage: Eukaryota; Viridiplantae; Streptophyta; Magnoliopsida; Malvales; Malvaceae. Gene Ontology annotation, cellular component: cytosol. The coding region runs from base 120 to 1268 and encodes 382 amino acids. Gene Ontology annotation, biological process: formaldehyde catabolic process. Gene Ontology annotation, molecular function: S-(hydroxymethyl)glutathione dehydrogenase [NAD(P)+] activity; zinc ion binding. The record is from RefSeq and is a predicted model, not a curated record. The transcript has 8 exons.
UUAUUGUGCAGUCAACAGUGGACUACAAUUUUUUCUAUAAAUACAACCAUUUGAAGCUGCUAUUCUCACUACGCUCAGAAGAAAAUCUUGUUUAAAAUAUAAGAAAAAAAUCAUACGCAAUGAGCACUGCCGGUCAGGUUAUUCGUUGCAAAGCUGCGGUGGCAUGGGAGGCCGGGAAGCCACUAUCUAUAGAAGAAGUGGAAGUGGCACCACCCCAAAAGCAUGAAGUCCGUAUUAAGAUUCUCUUCACUGCUUUAUGUCACACUGAUGUAUACUACUGGGAGUGUAAGGGUUACACUCCUCUGUUUCCUCGUAUACUUGGUCAUGAAGCCUCAGGGAUCGUGGAGAGUGUGGGUGAGGGUGUGAAUGAUUUGAAACCUGGGGAUCAUGUGCUUCCUAUCUUCACCGGAGAAUGCAAAGAAUGCCGCCACUGUCUGUCAGAAGAAAGCAAUAACAUGUGCGAACUGCUUAGGAUCAACUGCGACCGAGGUGUUAUGCUUGCUGAUGGGAAAACCAGAUUUUCCAUCAACGGCAAGCCUAUCUACCACUUUGUUGGAACCUCGACUUUUAGCCAAUAUACUGUCGUCCAUGUUGGCCAGGUUGCCAAGAUCAGUCCAACCGCCCCGCUUGAUAAAGUCUGUCCCAUUAGCUGUGGGAUAUGUACAGGUUUUGGGGCCACUGUGAAUGUUGCCAAACCCAAAAAGGGUCAAACUGUUGCAGUUUUUGGACUGGGUGCCGUUGGUCUUGCCGCCGCUGAAGGUGCAAGGGUUUGUGGGGCUUCUCGGAUCAUCGCUGUUGAUGUGAACCCCAGAAGAUUUGAAGAAGCUAAGAGGUUUGGGAUUACAGAAUUUGUGAAUCCAAAAGACUACGACAAACCUGUUCAAGAGGUGAUUGUGGAGAUGACCGGCGGAGGAGUGGAUCGCAGUGUGGAGUGUACAGGGAGCGUCCAAGCCAUGAUUUCCGCUUUUGAAUGCGUCCAUGAUGGUUGGGGUGUUUGUGUGCUGGUGGGUGUGCCAAAGAAAGACGAUGCAUUCAAAACUCAUCCAAUGAAUCUACUAAGUGAGAGGACCCUUAAGGGUGCUUUUUAUGGCAACUAUAAACCACGCACUGAUAUUCCUAUGGUUGUCGACAAAUAUUUGAACAAGGAGCUGGGGCUGGAUAUGGACAAGUUCAUCACACACUCUGUGCCUUUUGCCGAUAUUAACAAGGCAUUCGACUACAUGCUCCAGGGUAUAGGUCUGAGAUGCAUGAUUCAUUUGGAUGCUUAAGAGAGUGUUGCUGCUGUAUAUUUGCCCAUCCAAGGAUCAAAACUCUAAUGUUUUGUCCUACUAUGUGUUAUAUUUAUGUGCCUACUUAAGCUACCUUUCCCGGUUAUCAAGAGUGCCUAUAUAGAACUCUCUCUCUCUAAAAAAAAAAAAAGAGAGUUCUUUAUAUGGAGUUUUAUAUUAUGUGCUGAGAGAAUAAAUUAUCUUGUAAAAGCUUGCUUUGUUAAUGAAAUAAAUUCCUAUUACUAUGAUUUUCCAA